Molecule: messenger RNA, 1182 nt
Organism: Striga hermonthica
Lineage: Eukaryota; Viridiplantae; Streptophyta; Magnoliopsida; Lamiales; Orobanchaceae
Source: the annotation of a GenBank genome assembly
AUGGCACUUUCUCUCUAUCUCCUCGUCAUCUUAUUAUCACUCGUGGCCAUCGCCAUAAACACGUCCGCCACCGUUCAUCUCCGCCUCAUCCACCGCCACUCCAUUUUCCCCCGUUACAACGACAGUAAAGACGAAUCCAUCCAAGAGCCCAUGUUUGUUGCAGAAGAUGCAAUCCUCUUCCUUGUGAAUAUCUCUAUCGGGGAACCCCCCUCCUCACACCUUCUGGCCAUGGACACCGGGAGCAACCUCGUCUGGGUCGACUGCUGCUUCGGCGCCCCCUAUGCUUUCAACCCCGACCGCUCCAUCACCUAUGCCAAGAUCCCCAGCAGCUCCUCCCAGUGCUCCAGCUUCACCCCCGGCACCGUCCAGGAGGGUCCCGACUGCCGCUUCUCCACCGAGUACGAGGACGGGACGUCGAGCUACGGCUCCAUCGCCCGCGACACCUUUAACCUCCACACGUCGAAUGGUGGGCUCCAAAAGGUCCCCGAUGUCGUGUUCGGGUGUGCGGCCAACACAAGCACAAAGGACAGCUUGCUGGGCGGGGUCCUCGGGGUGAUGGCUCGGAGCCCAUACCACCUGGUGGCCCGACUGGGGAACCGGUUCUCAUACUGUAUCGGUGAUGUGUGGGACCUUGGGUACGCGCACAACCGGCUGGUGCUGGGGGAGGGGGCAGUGAUCCAGGGAGACUCGACCCCCAUGCGGAUGGUGGACGGCUACUACUCGGUCACGCUGGAGGGGAUAAGCGUCGGGGAGAAGGCACUGAGCAUCAAGGGAGACGAGUUCGAGUUUAACGUUGUGGUGGACUCGGGGAGCACGGUGACGGAGCUGAGAGAGAGCGGGUACGAGGCGCUGGUGGCAGAGGUGGAUGGGCUGAUCGGGGGGUCGCUGGCGCGGUUCCAGGAUGAGGAGGGCUCUGUGUGCUACAUGGGGGAGAUGGAGAGGGACUUGGUGGGUUUUCCGGUGGUGACGCUGCACCUAGGAGAGGGGGCCCAUAUAGACAUGAAAGUGGGGGCCUUGUUUGAGAUGAGGCAUGGGGGGGUGUUCUGCCUGGCGGUGGUGAAGGCUGAGGGGGUAAACAUCAUAGGUGUGAUGGCGCAACAAUACUACAAUGUGGGCUUCGAUUUCGAUCAGAUGAGGAUUAGUUUUCAGAAGAUGAACUGUGAGUUGAUUGAGGAUGAAUGA